Messenger RNA from Topomyia yanbarensis, 866 nucleotides. It is a transcript of the gene LSm-4, whose product is annotated as COMM domain-containing protein 5. Lineage: Eukaryota; Metazoa; Arthropoda; Insecta; Diptera; Culicidae. The coding region runs from base 193 to 810 and encodes 205 amino acids. The record is from RefSeq and is a predicted model, not a curated record. Gene Ontology annotation, cellular component: nucleus. The transcript has 3 exons.
UUGACAUUUUGUUUAUGUCAUCAGCUAUGGUUAUCAGCAACUAUAUUCAAUCGUUAAUAAUGGAUUUUAUUAAAAGUAGUGAUUAUUUUGCAUUUGUAUUCACCUAUUUAGCAAGGCAUUAGACUGAAGUUUCGCUAUCAGGCCAAUUUUUAUAAUUGUAGCGUAAACAAAUAUAUUUAUGUAUCUGCAAAGAUGUCAUCUAAUUUUAAAUAUACAUUGAUAAAAAUUUAUAAAAAUUAUCAAAAAUAUGUGCCAGAGUUAGAAUCAACCAUUGUUUUGCGAGCUAUUAUUCAAAUAUGUGUUCACUACAUUGAGACGAAGUCCUGCUCCAAAGAAACGCUAGACCGGGCAGUUAAAAAGUUGCAAGCAGCUAAUCACGAUGUUCCAGAACACUUUUGUGAACUUUUUUCUGCGAUAUUACAGCUGAUACAGCUAUAUUUACGUUACCCAAAAGGUAUAGUAAAGGACGACGAACUGAGAGAAUCACUUAAGGAACUUCGAUUUCGUGAUGAAUGCACCGAAGAUAUCGUUCGAGUCUUGCACCAGCAUUGCGACUCGCUAAGCUUCAGUUACCGAGAAAUGCGAAAUCUAAGAUCGCCACCGAGGCGAAUGGUUUGGCGGAUUAAUGUUUCUUUCCUGGACAGGUCAUCUUCACUUCCGACAAUCAUUAUACAUAUUCAGAAAACUGAUGGUGAGUUUUUAAGUUUUGAAAUGAAUGAGGCCAUGUUUCACAGGCUCCGUUUCAACGUAGCUUCUCUGCUACAUGAAUUGCAAACACUGGAAAGACGACAGAGUAUGAAAAAAUCGUGAAAAUUUUACCUCUUUGUAGCAAGAUUACAUAUUAUUUUACCAUUUCGAUUCGUAAA